This is a messenger RNA of Amphiprion ocellaris (clown anemonefish), 2433 nucleotides long. It is a transcript of the gene cldn2, whose product is annotated as claudin 2. NCBI's taxonomy places the organism in Eukaryota, Metazoa, Chordata, Actinopteri, Pomacentridae. Gene Ontology annotation, biological process: bicellular tight junction assembly; cell adhesion. The transcript is spliced from 3 exons. The record is from RefSeq and is a predicted model, not a curated record. Bases 744 to 1565 code for a protein of 273 amino acids. Gene Ontology annotation, molecular function: structural molecule activity. Gene Ontology annotation, cellular component: bicellular tight junction; plasma membrane.
GGAUUAGAAAGCGAAGGCUCGAGUUUGAGGACUGAAGCGGCAGCAAACGGGCCGAUAAGUGACACUGAUAGAGGCUCUGAUGGCGGUGAACAGUUUAGACGACCAACGAGGGAGGAAACGUCUCCUCGACCAUCAGCUGCAGACACACUGACAUGGGGUCUGCUGAACUUCUGGUUUUUGGGCCGAGCUGCUGCCGACGUCGUACCAAAGGUCUGUUUUGGAGAAAGGACAGACGAGAGAAUGAUUAACGAGGAGGAUGUGUGUCACUGUCAGAGAUGUCAGAGUGUGCAGGAUAACAGGUGAAGGUCUGGACGAUCCGUUCAAACAGAAACAGCAGAAGACUAAGAGCACAAACAGCAGCUUUAUUUUUCUAACUGGAUCAAACACAUCACUGGACUCCACUCGGACUGUAUUUCUUCUCCAUUUGUUCUGACAGUAUGUUUUGGCUCCAGCCUGCAGAACAAUAAUUUAAAAAGUAGCUGCGACUAUGUCAAGGUCUGAGGGAGCAGCGAGAGUCUGAAACAGAAACGUUUUCUACUUUUGGAGGAGGCAGGAGCAGCAGGUUGAGCAGAAAUACCAGAGGUGGAUACAGUCCGUACGGGCUGUGCUGUAUCUUCAUCCUCCUCCUCCUCCUCCUCUGCUCCAGCUGCAACUUCAGCUCCUGCAGCAAAACAUUAGAAUCAAACCGUCGACUGGUCCGGCUCCUGGCACUUCUGUAACCUGCAGCACUCUCAGUUGUGGUCAUGGCAUCGGCAGCUCUGGAGCUGAUGGGCUUCUUCCUGGGCCUGCUGGGGAUGUUGGGAACACUGGUCGCCACCGUGCUGCCCUACUGGCAGAUUUCUGCUCACAUCGGCUCCAACAUCGUCACGGCUGUGGCCAACAUGAGGGGCCUGUGGAUGGAGUGCGUCUACCAGAGCACCGGGGCCUUCCAGUGUGAGACCUACAACUCCAUGCUGGCGCUGCCCGCCGACCUGCAGGCCUCCCGAGCCCUCAUGGUCAUCUCCCUGGUGCUGUCUAUCCUCGCCAUCGCCCUGUCCGCCCUGGGGAUGCAGUGCACUCUCUGCCUGGAGGGCUCGGGCACCGUUAAGAGUCGCGUUGCGGGGGCCGGUGGGGGCUUGUUCGUCGCCGCCGGCUUCCUGGCUCUCAUACCUGUGGCGUGGACCACUCACGAGGUGGUCCAGACCUUCUACCGGCCGAACGUUCCCGCCAGCAUGAAGUUCGAGCUGGGGGAGUGUUUGUACGUCGGUCUGGCCUCCGCACUGGUCACCAUGCUGGGAGGAGGGAUGCUGUGUGUUUCCUGCUGCGAUGAGCAGGACGGAGGCCGCGGGAGGCGUCAUGGCGGCGGAUAUCCGUAUCCGGUAGGAGGCGGCAUCUCCGGCACAGGAGUACGAACCACAUCACAGACCUACCGCAACCCCACCAUGCAGGUCGGGGGCACCAGCACCGGCGGCAGGGGGCAAACGCUGAUCCGCAGUACCAGCGGAAGCUCUGGGACGAGUACGCACGGAGUCCAGGCCACUAAGAAACCGACGGCAGCAGGAUAUGACAUCACAGGAUAUGUGUGAGGUCACUGUCACUCCAUCACACCUUUAAACAUGGCUCCCUCACCACUUAAAUCCAAUUUAAAGUGUUCUCACGGUGUAGUUAACACAUACACUUGUUGUCAGUGUGUGCUGGUCAUUGUUAAAAGCUUUUUACGGUGAAAUUGUGGCACUGAAGCAUCAGAAAUGAUAACGACCACAACACAAUUACACAAUGAAAAACUAUUAUCUAUCUGUGCAUGUUCUGAAAGUUUUAUAUUUUUCAAAAGUAUAGGAUGUCACACGUUCCCCUGAUAGCGACUCAUGCAGAAAAGUCACAACUGCUAAAAAACAGACUGAAACACUUUUAUUGUCUUGUUUGCUAUUUUCAGUCCCCAAAAAAGACACCAAAAAUAUGAGACUGUACAUUAAAACUGUAUGAAAUCAUAAUGUAAAUGUAAUACAGGUUGUAAAUCCAUUCGUUUAUAUUCUAGGAUUGAUUGGAUGCAUCAGCAAAUUUGAGAAAUGCUUGACUAGAUAAGAAAUGUUCUGAUGCCGAUCAAGUGAGAGAAAGUGAACGUUUGCUCUUUGCUGCGUUGUUAAAAAAUAAAAUGAAAGCUAAAGUGGACCCUGACACAUCUAACCUAAAUCUUCUACAAUACCUCUCACUGUACUGUAUCAUACCGAUGUUUUAUUGAAGCCUGUUGAAUGAUUUAGUGUGACCAAAAAUCAAAACGUUUUCCUGAUGGUAAUUCAGACUCAUUUCCAAAGUCUUACUGUGCCUUAAUGAGUGUGUUUGCAGUUGUACAUCAUCAUCUAUAUGCAGUUCCGUGUGGCAACCUGAUUCACACAAAGCACCAAAACUGGAUGGAGUUUAUUUUUUAUUUGGAAAUAAAUGCAAACUUUUUCUACA